GCAAAUUCAACAUGACAGCCUGUAUGGAUGGAAAGUUCUCGCGCAUGGACAGAUUACGGCACACACUUCUGUAAUCUCCUAUGCACGCGUGAGAGUUUCCCCUACAAGUCACGAUGUUGAAUUUCGGGCUUCAUUCACGUCCCGUUUUCUGAGUCAUAGGGUGCCCACUAAUAAGUAUUCAGACAUGUCUAUUAUAAGAUCGUGAGCGUCAGUCGUCUGAAGUCGCUUUGAGCAGCUUUGAGAACGUGAGUGAUCGACGUCAGUCAGUGAACAGUGGCAAUGUUUUGCGAACUGCUGUCAUUGAGCCGAGCGCGGCUACGUCGACAUAAAGUUUAGUCUCUCCUGCUGGUGAGUAGACUUUAUCAAAAUUCUAAUAGCGCCUCGUGAUUUUGCGUAAUUUUACAUCGGCUGCCACGAAAAGAUCCAGGAACGAUUGAUUGACAUUUGUGGCUGUGUUCAAGCAGUGCGUGCGACGAGCCCGCGUGGCACGAAUCGAACCUGACUGCUAUCGUGGAUGUUCCUCGUCCUCUACAUAGUUCUGUGCUCCGUUUCAAACGUAACACGCGAUAACAGUAACAGAAAGUAAUCGCAAGUGCUAGUCUGUGUAUAUUAGAAACUGGCAAACAAGAAUUCAGGCUGUCACUAUCUCGAAUUGGAAGGUGAAAGGAGUCAUACAAGUAUGAAGUAGCGUAAUCAGAAAUCGGCAGCAUUGCUAAGAUGGUUCAUAACGACGAGAAGCAAUCAACUCCCGGAGGUUCCACUCACGCGAACCUGGAUACAACUGAAGAGAUCAAGGUCAGCGUGGACGAGAGCAUCGUUUCCCCGACGGCGAUGUCCUCGCCGUCGGACUCACGGAUUCCGCGACCCUCGCCCACCGGUCUGUGCCGCUCGGCGAGCUUCCGCAUGCGCGGCGAACGAUUCCCAUCGAAUCCUUACCACCCCCAAUCGGCCAGUACCGCGGUCACCGCGGCUCCGGCGAGAACAUCCUGCCGACGUUCGAACCAUCUACACCGUCACCUAGACCAUUGCGCCUUUCCGGUCAUCACGGAGAAUGGAACUGAAUCGCCCCGUCAACGAUCCCUCAGCCUUUCAUUGACCCCGGCGAGGCCGCGACCAGGACUCGCGGCCUCCGGAGGAUCAAACAGCAACGUGAUCACGGACGACAGCGACGUGGACAGCGUGAAGAGCUACGGAAGCGCCUGUAGCACGGCUAGCGCGUGUGAGCAUGCGACGUUUGCUUUGAACGGGACCACGUGGUCCGGGAGGUCCAGAAAGUAUGUUGUUCACUGCUCGAAUCAUACCGAGAGCGAACAGUAUCUGACGCCUACUCAAAGAGCGGCUAGACAAGUCAGGAAGUUUCAAGCUCUGUUAAAGGAGGCGCGGAAGGAGAUAGAAGAGAAGGACCGUGAGAUCUUUCGCCUGACAAAGGAGGUAGUGGAAUUAAGAUUAUACAAAGCAUCCUUGAACAGUCCCGACGAGAGAACGGAUAGCAGCGAUGCUCUCACGAUACGCGAGAACAAUCCUUUCUCUCCCGAGUCUCCCAGCAAAGAUUUGCCCGAUGAAGGACCGACGUUGGCAGCGGAGAAGGUUACCAGCCCGGAGACGCCGGAGAAACGGUCCGAGCUGCCUUCGUCUUUGGCUGACUCGGGCCACUUCGAAGACGGUUCCGUCCAUUCGAAAGAUUCCGUGCAUGUGUACAUUACGGAGCAAACUACCCCUAAUAUAACUAUAACUUCCACGCCUAGCAAAAUAGAAGAAGACAAUGUCGCGGAAACGUUCUCAAGGUCUGAAGAGGAAGCGGAAAGAGACGAGGAGAAACGGAUCAGGAGACUGACUAAUCUUUACGAGAGUAGAAUCGAGGAGAUGCACCGCCGGCACGUCGACGAGAUCCAAGAAUUGAAACAGAAGCAUAACGAUAAGGUGGAAAGCUUGCUGAACCAUUUGGCCGAGGUGAACACGCGUUACUGCGAGGUUCGGCCAGCUGUCGACGCCGCGGAAGCUAAGGCUCGCGAACUAGAAACGGAGUUAGAAACGGUGAAAGCUGAGUUAAACGAGCAGAAGGCGUUGGUGAACGAGCAGGAGGAGAGGAACAAACAGAUGUACCUGAAAAUGUAUGCCAAAGGCCAAGAAGCGGCUCGUAUAGAACAGGCUGAUCAGAUAAUGCAAUGCGCGCAACAGACACCGCCCAAAGUCACCGUAGCUGAAUUACUUCAACAGUUAACUAUCACUCAGGCGGAAUUAGAAAACAUCAAGGACACGAGCUACUCGCCCGAACCCCACAUUUCGGCCGAACGUGGCCAAACUUUAUUAAGCGCUCAGGAGGCUGUUUCUCUCUGGGUUCUUGGCACGCGCAAGGCGAUGUAUCGACGGAUAUUAGAAGCCAGAAACAAUCAAGGAUCCCUGGACCCGGUGAUCACGCUGCAGUUCCUAAAAUCGGCCGUCUACUAUUUUCUAACGGACAAAGAGAAUCAUCAAGGCCACUUGAACGCUAUAGAGAGCAUUCUGGGUUUUACGGAAAUCGAGAAACACAACAUCGACAAGGUAUAUCGGACUGCGAGGAAGUAACAUAAGUUUCUCAAUUGUUAUCCUUGUUAGACUGCAAUUUUUUUAUGCUGUUCAAGUUUUUAUAAGUACGACCCAAUUUGUGUUUCUACUUCUUAAAUACUGUGAGACUAUUUAUAUACACUGUAUAUCAUGAAUACCAUUUUUUUCAUAUAAUUUUACGAGUUAAAAGAUGAUCCACUAUGUGAACUACUGAACGUUUUUAUUAUUAACGUGUUAGCGACUUGCAUUCAUUCUAUUUUUUCAUGAACGCAUAAAAGUCCGCAGUCUAAUUAUUAUGUCACGUAUACAGUACCGGCUUCCGCCAAACUUAUUUUCCGCGAAUCCGAGAACAUAUUUAAUUAGACGAAUGUACAAAAUGUUUUUUACAUCAUUUGAUACUGGGUGAUAUUGUUUUGAAAUUGUACACUCUCUGUAUAUUCACAGGGUACAGUAUAUCGCAUGCGUAUUUAUUUUUUAUACGGUAACAAAUUUAGUAGACAGAUUUUAAUCAAAAUCGGUUGUGGAUUCAUUCUGUUUCUUAAUCAAACGAUGAGAGGGUAAAUCGUAGUUUUUAAAUGCAUAGAAAAAUUUCAAUUGAAUGGUUAUUGUAGUCGUUUAGGUGACAGGCAUGUAUGUACAUAUAUGUACAUUUGCUUUAAAUGUAAUUAUGUACAUAUUACAUUUGUUUAAAUAUUGAAUUUAGAAGCGAGGGUAUAUGGCGUCCAGUUAAAGGAAACAAAAAGGAGACUGAGGGAAAUGUAUAUCUUGCCUUUUUAUCUGCCUAUUUAUUUAAUAUUUUAUCGAUAGGUACACUACUCUAGAACAAAGUAUUAUCGUGCGACUACUUAAUAAUCGAGCAAAGAUUAGAUCAAUUCUAAUAAUCAUAAACGCUAGAACAACCGAAGUUACGAAAUCGACAGAUCUAUUGCCGGUCUUUAAUCAGAUUGAUUAUCGAAACGUUCGUUUGCCUCCGUAAUAUUUACACUUUAACUUGCAUGUGAAUAAUUAUAACUGAACUAUGUAAAUAUCAAAGAAACCGACAUAUAUAUAUAAACGUAUCAGAUGCUUAUCGAAAUGAUUAAAAAAUCGCGGUUGUUCUAAUGUUGAAAGAAUGAGCACACAUUCCUGUUAUACUAUUCUAGUAUCACGUUUUUAAAAUAAAAUUCUAUUUAAUCUAUAUAUUUAGGUGAAAACCAAAGAUAAAGAGAAAAAAUCGUAUAAAAAAGAUUAUCAAAUGCAAUUUACGACUUUGCUAUAUCGCUAUAGCGUUGAGCUAAUUUACUUAUUGAAGAAUAUCACGUUUCGGAGAAAUUUCAUUCUACGACCGCACAUUCUUCGAUUAGAUAUUCAAUAAAUAUACAUAUAUCAGAGAUCGAGAA
Ceratina calcarata is the source of this 3923-nucleotide messenger RNA. RefSeq names its product GRIP domain-containing protein quick-to-court (gene qtc). The record is from RefSeq and is a predicted model, not a curated record. Bases 718 to 2565 code for a protein of 615 amino acids. The transcript has 8 exons. Lineage: Eukaryota; Metazoa; Arthropoda; Insecta; Hymenoptera; Apidae.